GGCCGGCUCAGAAGCGCUGGGGCUGCGGGAGGGAAGAGGCGGCAGCGGCGGCGGCUCCUCGCGCGGGUCCCUCCAUGAGCAGGCGGUGCCGAGGCAGGGAGCGCCGGGGGCUGCCGCGGGACUCGGGCAGAGCAUUGGUUGUGGUGGAGCAGCAGUGAUCCCCAUCGCAGCCGGGACCCCGGGGAAGGGACAGCAUGCGGCCGGAGGAUGUCUGAGGCUGGCUGGAGCAGUUUUCAUACUACUCUGCUUUCUCCGAGCGUUGCCAGAGGAAUGAUUGCUGCGUGGGGUGCCUUCUUUUGCUUUUACCUGGUGGUGACUGUCAGCAGCCUCCCAGAAGCCAGGCUGCCCAUCUCGGACCUAGAAGACAGGAUCACUCGAAAACCAGCAGAACAUCUGGGGAGCGAAACUGCCUUUCUAGAGGAAUUGGUGUUUGGAAGUGGAGAUACCAUUGAACUUUCCUGUAACACCCAGGGCUCUUCUAUGUCAGUUUUCUGGUUCAAAGAUGGCAUUGGGAUUGCACCAACCAACAGAACUCAUAUUGGACAAAAACUGUUGAAGAUCAUUAAUGUGUCAUAUGACGACUCUGGGCUAUACAGUUGCAAGCCACGGCAUUCCAGUGAGGUUCUGGGUAACUUUACAGUCAGAGUAACAGAUUCUCCAUCAUCGGGUGAUGAUGAAGAUGAUGAUGAUGAGUCUGAAGACACAGGUGCUCCUUAUUGGACCCGUUCAGAAAGGAUGGAGAAGAAGCUGCUAGCUGUGCCGGCAGCAAAUACCGUUCGCUUCCGUUGCCCUGCAGCAGGCAACCCCACCCCAUCCAUAUACUGGCUGAAAAAUGGCAAAGAAUUCAAGGGAGAACACCGAAUUGGGGGCAUCAAAUUACGGCAUCAGCAGUGGAGCCUAGUGAUGGAGAGCGUGGUUCCGUCAGACCGAGGGAACUACACCUGCGUUGUAGAGAACAAAUAUGGCAGCAUUAGGCACACUUACCAGCUAGAUGUGUUAGAAAGGUCACCUCACCGGCCUAUCCUCCAGGCAGGACUGCCUGCCAACCAGACUGUUGUGGUAGGGAGUGAUGUCGAAUUCCACUGCAAGGUGUACAGUGAUGCCCAGCCUCACAUCCAGUGGCUGAAACACGUGGAAGUCAACGGCAGUAAAUAUGGAUCCAACGGGACUCCGUAUGUCACAGUGCUCAAGUCUUGGAUCAGUAAAAACGCUGAAGCCGAUGCUAACCUAAAUCUGUUCAAUGUGACAGAACAAGAUGAAGGAGAAUAUCUGUGUAGAGCCAACAAUUUCGUAGGCAUAGCCGAAAAACCAUUUUGGCUCCAUAUUCGCAAACCAAAACCAGAGCUAGUGGAGGUGGAUGAUUCUGGCUCCGUUUAUGCUGGCAUCCUCAGCUAUGGGACUGGCUUUGUGCUCUUCAUCCUGGUGGUUGUCAUCGUGAUUAUCUGUAGGAUGAAAAUGCCCAACAAAAAAGCCAUGAACACCCCCACUGUGCAGAAAGUCUCCAAAUUUCCUCUCAAGAGACAGGUAACAGUGUCAUUGGAGUCGAACUCUUCCAUGAAUUCCAAUACCCCGCUGGUCAGAAUCACCCGCCUCUCAUCCAGCGAUGGGCCAAUGCUGGCGAACGUCUCGGAGCUCGAACUGCCUGCUGAUCCCAAGUGGGAAUUAACGAGAUCUCGCCUGACUCUGGGGAAACCUCUGGGUGAAGGCUGUUUUGGUCAAGUGGUGAUGGCAGAAGCGAUUGGGAUCGAUAAGGACAAACCAAACAAGGCCAUCACUGUAGCUGUCAAGAUGUUAAAAGAUGACGCUACUGACAAGGAUCUUUCUGACCUGGUGUCCGAAAUGGAAAUGAUGAAGAUGAUUGGGAAACACAAAAAUAUCAUUAACCUCCUAGGCGCCUGCACGCAGGAUGGCCCACUUUAUGUUCUGGUAGAAUAUGCGUCAAAAGGGAACUUGCGGGAAUAUCUCAGGGCUCGUCGGCCGCCCGGCAUGGACUAUUCAUUCGAUACCUGCAAGCUGCCAGAAGAGCAGUUAACAUUUAAAGAUUUAGUCUCGUGCGCCUACCAGGUGGCCCGUGGCAUGGAAUAUUUGGCAUCUCGGAAAUGCAUUCAUCGAGACUUGGCAGCCAGGAACGUGUUAGUCACUGAAGACAAUGUGAUGAAAAUAGCCGAUUUUGGCCUAGCCAGAGAUGUUCACAACAUCGACUAUUACAAGAAAACAACCAAUGGUCGGCUGCCUGUGAAAUGGAUGGCUCCAGAGGCAUUGUUUGACCGGGUCUACACUCACCAGAGCGAUGUCUGGUCUUUUGGAGUGCUGCUAUGGGAGAUCUUUACGUUGGGUGGGUCUCCAUAUCCGGGAAUUCCAGUUGAGGAACUCUUCAAACUCUUAAAAGAAGGCCAUCGGAUGGACAAGCCAGCAAACUGCACUCAUGACCUGUACAUGAUCAUGAGGGAGUGCUGGCAUGCAGUCCCAUCGCAACGGCCAACCUUUAAGCAGCUAGUGGAAGACCUGGAUAGGGUCCUUACUGUAACAUCAACUGAUGAGUAUCUUGACCUCUCCGUGCCAUUCGAGCAGUAUUCCCCUGCCUGCCAGGAGACACAAAGCACCUGCUCUUCGGGAGACGAUUCUGUGUUUGCCCACGACCUUCUGCCAGAUGAGCCAUGUCUUCCCAAACACCAGCAGUGCAAUGGUGUCAUCAGGACAUGAUGACUCCAAAAACACAAACGGACCAUGGAAAAAAAACUCACGAAUGUAGGCUUGGAGGACGCCAAGGACAAACCGUAGUGAAGGAUCUUUGAAUGAAACUGCUUGGUAAUUCAAGAAGUUUUUUUGUUGUUGAGCCGUAGAAGGGUUGUGGGGGUUUGGGGUUAUUUUUUUUCCCCCAUUUUGCUGUAUAAAAAGUCAAAAAGCACUGUUUGGCCUGAAGGACCUAAUCUCUUGCCAAGAUGAUUAUUUUAUAUAUAUAUAUAUUUUCAAAAAAAAAAAAAAA
This is a messenger RNA of Mauremys reevesii (Reeves's turtle), 2986 nucleotides long. RefSeq names its product fibroblast growth factor receptor 3 (gene FGFR3). The record is from RefSeq and is a predicted model, not a curated record. Gene Ontology annotation, molecular function: fibroblast growth factor receptor activity; ATP binding; fibroblast growth factor binding. Bases 208 to 2703 code for a protein of 831 amino acids. Gene Ontology annotation, cellular component: signaling receptor complex; membrane. NCBI's taxonomy places the organism in Eukaryota, Metazoa, Chordata, Testudines, Geoemydidae. Gene Ontology annotation, biological process: positive regulation of kinase activity; fibroblast growth factor receptor signaling pathway; positive regulation of cell population proliferation. The transcript is spliced from 18 exons.